AGUGCAGCUAUAUAAAGAACAUAUACAUAAUUACUGGGCAGUUACAUUCAAGCUACAGUGAAUACAUUUUAACCUAAGUGAAAGUAAUCAUGGCAUCGAAUAAAAUUGUGCGAAGAAUAAUAUCAUCUUCGUUGGCCCCAAAACCUGUUGGCCCAUACAACCAAGCAGUACUUGCAGACCGUACUUUAUAUUUAUCUGGAGUGCUUGGUAUGGAUCCUAAAAGUCAAAAACUCGUUGAAGGAGGUGCUGUCGCUGAAGCGCGUCAAGCUCUCACGAAUAUGGGACAUAUUUUGAAAGAAGCUGGAUCUGAUUAUAACAAAGUUGUUAAAACCACGAUUCUGUUAAACAAUAUCAACGAUUUUUCUGGUAUAAACGAAGUUUAUAAAGAAUUUUUUAAGGAAAAUUUCCCAGCCCGAUCAACAUAUCAAGUUGGAAAAUUACCUAUGGGAGCUCUGAUCGAAAUUGAAGCUAUUGCUGUUACCGGCGAGGUAGAAACGAUUUCAAUGUUAUAAGUCACGAUUAUUGUGUGUAUAUUUGAAUGUACAUAUAAAAAGUACUGCAUUAAAUACGUAUUUUU
This is a messenger RNA of Hylaeus anthracinus, 577 nucleotides long. RefSeq names its product 2-iminobutanoate/2-iminopropanoate deaminase (gene UK114). Gene Ontology annotation, molecular function: deaminase activity. Gene Ontology annotation, cellular component: cytosol. The coding region runs from base 90 to 512 and encodes 140 amino acids. The record is from RefSeq and is a predicted model, not a curated record. The transcript is spliced from 5 exons. NCBI's taxonomy places the organism in Eukaryota, Metazoa, Arthropoda, Insecta, Hymenoptera, Colletidae.